AGCGCCUUCUCCUUAGCAACUGCGGGACCGCGGCGCCGCCGCCUCCGGGAGCCACGGUAUACAACAUAAUGAUUCGAUAUUUGUAUAUGUUGAGAAAAGAUCAUACUGCCAGUGACGUCUAAGCUGCUCAAGACAGGAAGAACUCUGCACUGAGCGCUGGAGGCCCCGGAUCCAGAGGGAAGAGGCAGCCUUGGAAGCAGUAAUGAGCCAUCCGGACUACAAGCCGAACCUCUGGCCCCUGGGGACCCCCAGAGGUGUAUCUUCGGGGGUUGGCCCACAUGGUGUUGGUGCUUCGCCAGGUGACAAAAAGUCAAAGAACAAGUCCACACGAGGGAAGAAAAAGAGCAUAUUUGAGACCUACAUGUCCAAGGAGGAUGUUUCAGAAGGCUUGAAGAGAGGAACACUUAUCCAGGGUGUCUUGAGAAUUAAUCCAAAGAAGUUUCACGAAGCCUUCAUUCCUUCCCCGGACGGUGACCGUGACAUUUUUAUUGAUGGGGUUGUUGCUCGUAAUAGAGCCUUGAAUGGUGAUGUGGUGGUCGUGAAGCUGCUUCCUGAGGAGCAAUGGAAGGUAAUUAAACCAGAGAGCAAUGACAAAGAAACAGAAGGCACUUAUGAGUUAGAUCUCCCUGAGGAGCUCUGUGGAAGCCAUCUCCCGCUCCAGACCCCGAAAGGCUACAGUGGCAGUCCUGAUGUCAUCAUAGAGGCACAAUUUGAUGACAGCGAUGUCGAAGAUGGGCCUUGCCACACACAAAACGUUCUCGUUGACGGUGUUAAGAAACUCUCAGUUUGCGGAUCUGACAAAGACGAGGAAACUGAGGCUCAGAGGAGUUUCUUGGCUUGUCCAGUGUCCCACAGGAAGUUAAUGUGCAGAAUAAAUUCUCCUAUCUCUGCUCUUCAUUGUGGCUUGGGACGGUGCUUAACCUCCAGGUUUUCUCGGUAUUUGACACAUUGGCGAUUGACUUUCAUUCAGCGUAGUUUGGUGCUCCCCACUGGAAAAGAAGCUACUGGAGCAUCUGUUACAAAAGAGGAGAGCCCCUCCGCGUCCCAGGACACAAGAGCUUUGCCAGAGAAGUCACUGCAAAGAUCAGCAAAGGUGGUUUACAUCUUGGAGAAGAAGCACUCGCGAGCAGCCACCGGCUUCCUCAAACUCUUGGCCGAUAAGAACAGUGAACUGUUUAGGAAAUUUGCCCUGUUCUCUCCUGUGGACCACCGAGUGCCUCGAAUUUAUGUACCUCUGAAGGACUGUCCCCAGGACCUGGUGACCCGGCCCAAAGACUAUGCCAGCACGCUGUUCAUCUGCCGCAUCGUGGACUGGAAGGAAGACAGCAAUUUUGCUCUGGGGCAGCUGGCUAAGAGUCUUGGGCAGGCUGGUGAAAUCGAGCCCGAGACGGAAGGCAUACUGACGGAGUACGGCGUAGACUUUGCCGACUUCCCUUCAGAAGUCCUAGACUGUCUCCCCAAAGUCCUGCCCUGGACGAUUCCGCCAGUGGAACUCAACAAAAGAAGAGAUUUAAGGAAAGACUGUAUUUUCACCAUUGACCCUUCCACUGCCCGGGACCUCGAUGACGCCCUCUCCUGCAAGCCACUUGCUAAUGGCACCUUUGAAGUGGGGGUUCACAUUGCCGAUGUGAGCUACUUUGUUCCCGAGGGAUCCGACUUGGAUAAAGUGGCAGCUCAGAGGGCUACAAGUGUCUACUUGGUCCAGAAGGUGAUCCCCAUGCUUCCCAGGCUGCUGUGCGAGGAGCUGUGCAGCCUCAACCCCAUGACCGACAAGCUGACCUUCUCAGUGAUCUGGACGCUAACUCCGGAAGGCAAGAUCCUUGACGAAUGGUUUGGCCGGACCGUCAUCUGCUCCUGCACCAAACUCAGCUACGAGCAUGCCCAGAGCAUGAUUGAAAGCCCACCUGGGAAGAUCCCAGCAACCGAGCUGCCCCCCAUCUCCCCCGAGCACACCAGCGAGGAGGUGCACCGCGCGGUGCUGAGUCUGCACGCCAUCGCAAAGCAGUUGCGCAAACAGCGGUUUGCGGGCGGCGCGCUGCGUCUGGAUCAGCUAAAGCUUGCUUUCACCCUGGACCACGAGACGGGACUGCCUCAAGGAUGUUACAUCUAUGAGUACCGAGACAGCAACAAGCUCGUGGAGGAGUUUAUGCUCCUGGCAAACAUGGCCGUGGCCCACAAGAUCCACCGCGCCUUCCCCGAGCGUGCCCUGCUGCGCCGGCACCCCCCGCCCCAGACCAAGAUGCUCCAUGACCUGAUGGAAUUCUGCAGCCAGAUGGGGCUGCCCGUGGACUUCAGCUCCGCCGGGGCCCUCAAUAAAAGUCUGACCGAAACAUUUGGAGAUGACAAGUACUCCCUGGCCCGGAAGGAGGUGCUCACCAACAUGUGCUCCCGGCCUAUGCAGAUGGCCCUGUACUUCUGCUCGGGGAUGCUGCGCGACCAGGCCCAGUUCCAGCACUACGCCCUCAACGUGCCGCUCUACACGCACUUCACCUCGCCCAUCCGCCGCUUCGCCGACGUCAUGGUGCACCGCCUCCUGGCCACCGCGCUUGGCUACAGGGAGCUGCCGGACAUGGAGCCCCACGCCCUGCAGAAGCAGGCCGACCACUGCAACGACCGCCGCAUGGCCUCCAAGCGCGUGCAGGAGCUCAGCACCGGCCUCUUCUUUGCUGUCCUGGUCAAGGAGAGUGGGCCCCUGGAGUCGGAAGCCAUGGUGCUGGGCGUCCUAAACCAGGCCUUCGACGUGCUGGUGCUGCGCUACGGGGUGCAGAAGCGGGUCUACUGCAAUGCCCUGCCCCUGCGGUCCCACCACUUCCGGCGGGUGGGCAAGAGGCCGGAGCUCACGCUGAUCUGGGAGCCUGAAGAGCUGGAGCAGGAGCCGGUGCAGCAGGUCAUCGCCAUCUUCAGCCUGGUGGAGGUGGUGCUGCAGGCCGAGGCCACAGCCCUCAAGUACAGCGCCAUCCUGAAGCGGCCGGGCGCCGAGGGCCUCCCUGGCCUGCGGGACGCGGCGUGACGACGAGGGCACGAGGCCACCAGCCGGCCGCCCCCACCGCUCACCUGCCCUGGCUUUUAGGAAUAGGACCUGUUGACACCAAAGGGGAUUUUUAAUUUGGAUUUUAACAACUCAGGGUUUCAUUUUAUUUUUCUCAUUCUAUUUUAUUUUUGCAGCAGUUUUUAAAUGAACUGGAGGGGAGCGGGUGGGGCUGGAGGGAAGGCCAAGGCCUGGCCAGUGCUGACCAGCCAGAGGGGUCUGCGCCCCGCCUCUGCCCGGGAAACGUGGGGCUCAUGGAAUCAGUGUCAUGGAGUAAAAUCAAGUGUGAAGUACCGCUGGUGUGUGGGCUCCGC
Messenger RNA from Talpa occidentalis (Iberian mole), 3342 nucleotides. RefSeq names its product DIS3 like 3'-5' exoribonuclease 2 (gene DIS3L2). Gene Ontology annotation, biological process: miRNA catabolic process. The record is from RefSeq and is a predicted model, not a curated record. The transcript has 24 exons. Gene Ontology annotation, molecular function: RNA binding; 3'-5'-RNA exonuclease activity. Gene Ontology annotation, cellular component: P-body; exosome (RNase complex). NCBI's taxonomy places the organism in Eukaryota, Metazoa, Chordata, Mammalia, Eulipotyphla, Talpidae. The coding region runs from base 203 to 3010 and encodes 935 amino acids.